GUGGGACUGAGUUUGCCAAUGCCCCGGCCUCGACGACGCCGACAGAACCUCCUCGGUGUAGACGACGGCGGCCUGGUGCACGUCGGCAACGCGACGAUUGACGCGGCGCUCACCCAGUGGCUUUCGGCGAGGCACGGCUCCCUGAAGUGCGACUAUGACUCUACGCCAGUCUACUUUGCGCCGAUGUCGCCCAACGGGAUCGGCAACAAGGUCCUCGCCCUGACGAUGUCCUUCCACCUCGCACUCAUGCAAGGGCGCGCCUUCGUGGUCACCGACUGGCCUCCCGCGACGCUUCCGACCUCGUACCCGCUGCAUGAGGUUGUCCGACCGUCCGCGUGCCAAGCCCUCUUUGACGAGGACCAGCGCGGGCGGCCCCCGAUCGCGAAGAGCACCAUCCGGUGGAGCCCUCUCACCACCGCCAGCCGCUUCAAGCACGCAUUCACACAGCCGCACUGGUGCCACCAGUCCACACGGCUCCUCGAAGUGCCGCCCGAGUGGGCGAGCCGCGUCUCGUGGCUGCAGUGGUGGCGCGCGCUCACCCAGCACCUCUACUCGCCGGGCCGCCGCCUCGCCGCGGGCAUGGCCGCCACGCUCCGCGCCGCAUCGCUGCUCCGCUCUCCGGCACCUCGAGCCGGGGCAGGCCGCGAGGAGGCGCCGCUCUGGGUCGCCCCGCCGCCUGCCGCUGGCGACCCGGCUGGCGGAGAAGCGAGCGACUCCCCCGCCUCCUCCUCCUCCGCCGCCGCCGCCGCCGCCGCUUCCUCCUCCUCCUCCUCC
Molecule: messenger RNA, 774 nt
Organism: Emiliania huxleyi CCMP1516
Lineage: Eukaryota; Haptophyta; Isochrysidales; Noelaerhabdaceae
Exons: 3
Source: RefSeq, a predicted model, not a curated record